This is a messenger RNA of Megalops cyprinoides (Indo-Pacific tarpon), 3002 nucleotides long. Its product is annotated as rho-related GTP-binding protein RhoU-like. NCBI's taxonomy places the organism in Eukaryota, Metazoa, Chordata, Actinopteri, Elopiformes, Megalopidae. Gene Ontology annotation, molecular function: GTP binding; GTPase activity. The coding region runs from base 216 to 947 and encodes 243 amino acids. The record is from RefSeq and is a predicted model, not a curated record. Gene Ontology annotation, biological process: small GTPase-mediated signal transduction. The transcript is spliced from 3 exons.
GCUGCUGGAGUUGUCGGUGCUGAUUGUAAAAAAGGGAAGCGACUAUAGUUUUCGACCUGAUUCUUUUAAGAUCUAUUUGGUAUCCAUGCACUUAUGCAAUGAAAACCAAAAUGUAUUUUUGUGACAGGUUGCGUUAAAUUAAAUCAGGGUAUUUUAAUGGUAUGAGCGAAACUCAUUUUGGUUCAGGGGAAAGCAUCUGAACCGUGCGUUAAAGGAUGCCAUUUAUAAUUACAACCGAUUAUAGUGCAUCGAUGGCUCCUCCUGUACCCCCUCAUAGCCCUCUAGCCAACGACUCCGGUGAGGGUAAAGAACGGGUGCUCAAGUGUGUACUACUCGGGGACGGAGCUGUGGGAAAGACGAGCCUAGUUGUCAGCUAUACCACCAAUGGCUAUCCGACAAAGUACGUGCCCACAGCGUUCGACGACUUCUCAGCGGUGGUACAGGUGGAUGGGAACCCAGUGCGGCUACAGCUCUGUGACACAGCAGGGCAGGACGAGUUCGACAAGCUGCGUCACUUCUGCUACUCACACACGGACGCACUGCUCCUGUGCUUCAGCGUGGUCAGCCCCGCCUCCUUCCAGAACGUGUGGGAGAAGUGGCUUCCAGAGAUCCGCCGGCGCUGCCCGCUCACGCCCGUGCUCCUGGUGGGCACCCAGUCCGACCUGCGGCAGGACGUCAAGGUGCUGAUCGAGCUGGCCCGCCGGCGGGAGCUGCCUGUCCCCGAGGCCGACGCCCGCGCCCUGGCCGAGAAGGUCGGCGCCGUGGCGUACGUGGAGUGCUCGGCGCUGACGCAGAAGAACCUGAAGGAGGUGUUCGACGGCGCCAUCACUGCUGGACUACGCCACGCCGAGAAGCGGGCGAGGAAGGAGCUCAAGGUUCACAGCACAGCCAAUAAGAUGAGAAUGCUGUCCAAGUCCUGGUGGAAGAAGUAUGUCUGCAUCCAGUGACACCAAGGGGUGGGGGAGGGGGACUCUCACGCUAACACACAGACUCUUAUACUGGAGCGGUGACAGGAACGCAAGAGAACUACAAUGAAUGUGCUGUCUAAAAAACAUAAGAUUGGAUUGGAGGUUGGCUCCUUAAAAGAUGAUGCUGGAAAGAGCGCUGAAUCAUGGUCAGUUAAUCUUGCAACAGGAAGAUCUGGUCUUCGUGGGCAGAAAAUUAAGAUGUCCCUUGAAAACUUUGUUACACAGUGCAUCUUCUGCCUGCCAUCCGAAAGCUACAUGGUCUAAAAUGAACUUCUGUAAAUGGCAUGGACAUAGACCUAUGGCAGUUGGAGAAUAAAAAGGAUUUUUUUUUAUUUGUAUUUGGGCAUACCUUUAGUUCUUUGCCUCUUUCAGAUCAUUUAGUGAGUACUGCAUUCAUUAUCCAGCUCUUAAACCCUCCACUGCUUUCUUGAGAACAAUGAGUUCAGAGAAUGUAACUUUGUUUCAGUUUGAAUUGUUGAUAAUUCCAAUGGGUUUCAAUUGUGAUACAUCAGAGAACAUGGUGUAAAAGCUUAUCUUUCAUUAAUGCUAUACUAAUAUGUUGUGACUGUCAAACCAUGUUUACCUUGCCUGGCACACAUGUGCCAUCCCAUCUGGGUUGAUCCCUCAUCAGUUCUUAGACAUUCGGACAAGACAAAGGGCUGUAUCAGCUUUGUUGGAGCUGAGAUAGCUAAGUCUCAGACCUUGUGACAAUGGCUUUAUCGAAACCGACCUAGAUGGCAGUUCUUCUGGACUGAUUUUGACUGUUCAUUUCCUGUAAUGACACUGGCCAAUCAAGUCAAUCCACAGCCUCAGUCUUGGAGGCCAGGUGUCCAUUUUAUUUAGGAAAGUCACUUCUGGGUAGGUUCACGCAAUUUUUCGUGACAGUCCCUGGGGUCCAAAUGUUUUAGGCCAUUGGUUCAUAACAUUGGUUGAUUGAAUCUGUUUGAGUGUUUGUAAAUUAAGUGUUAUGUUGGUAUUAAACCUGCCUACUGGAUGGUGUAAAUGUUGAGUAUUUUAGCAUCCGAUCCCCCUGCAACAGAAUAGUGGUGGCAUCAAUGUAACCAAAUUGUUUCUCCCUCCUGGAAAUGACAGGUGAUGUUUAUUUAUUCAUUUAUUUAUUUAUUUGGUUGAAUUCUUGAGAGGAACUUGAAAUUGUUUGUCUGAAAUGUGUGUUCUCUUGGGUCAUUCCAAGAAUCACAAGACCAGCAUGGUUGGUAGAUCUUUUUUUACACUGAACCCAACUACAGUGGAACAGCUGUCUAAAUUCCGCCAGUCACAGUCUGCAAAUUUAAAUCUGUAAAUUAGAAAUGUAUCUAUUUAAUGUGUCCUGCAACAACAUGGGUGCUGAGAUGGAGGGUGGCGUGCAGCUAAAGAGAACUUAUGUGCUAAGACUUGUUCUUAUUAGUACUUCAUUCUUAAUGUUGGUAAGACCCUGUUCUUAGAGUGGGGUGGUCUUUGGUCAUAGCUGCAUGUCCUGUCCUCACUUCACACCUCUUUAAUGUGCAGACAUAGGCCCUGCUGAAGCAACAAGCGUUACAUGACCCAUUACAUACUGUAGUCAGUCACUUUACCCUACUAGUCUGAUUGAUCUGUCCUUCUCACCCCACCUCUGUCUUUUUCUCUCUGUCUGAAGUUUUGGUUUGCUUUGUGUUAUUGGUAUGGCGAAAUCAAUGCUUAUGUUGCCAAAGCAUUAUGCAAAAAUGAUAUAUGUGGCCAAUGACAGUGAUAAUGAAGAACAACAACAAAUUGCGUUCAUUGUUCACUCACCCCCUCAGCUGAUAGCAGGCAGUGACAUACUGCGCCAUCAGUAUACAACCCUCGCCUCUCUUAAGGUCUUCUCUGUCUCUCUUUUCUAUCAUUCUCUUAUUCUCCAACAUGUCAUCUACCCAAGAAAGUAUCCCAGAGCCUUUUGGCCAGGGAACAUUGACCAAGUUCCUUCCCAGCUGACUCAGGGAUUUCAAAUUUUUUAUUCCCUCUGGGAAAUGUAACCUGUUUGUGAUAAUGCAAUAUAAAAUGUACUAAAAUAAAUACAUU